Gymnodraco acuticeps is the source of this 3212-nucleotide messenger RNA. RefSeq names its product caprin family member 2 (gene caprin2). Gene Ontology annotation, biological process: positive regulation of canonical Wnt signaling pathway. The record is from RefSeq and is a predicted model, not a curated record. Lineage: Eukaryota; Metazoa; Chordata; Actinopteri; Perciformes; Bathydraconidae. Gene Ontology annotation, molecular function: signaling receptor binding. Gene Ontology annotation, cellular component: cytoplasm.
AGGUGCCAGGACCGGAUGUGAUCAGGCUGGAUCGUCGGUGUAACGCAUGAGUGUAACGGCACGGCAUGGUAUAUAAAGGUCUGAGCGGACACCAACAGGCCCUUUGAGACAUCCGCUGAGAGGGGCUCAGUCUGCACGCGCGUGAAACACUUCAGUUUGAAAGCUCACCAUGGUGCAGCUGUCUCCUUCCCCUAACCUGGAUGUCACACCACCUGAGCACUUGGAGGACGGGGAGGACAGAUGGGGGGACCUUGACCUGAGCACCCAGCAGUUCAGCAUGGAGACCUCCACUGUCUACCACGGCUAUGACCUCUACAUCGAAGAUGGUCUCAUCUGCUUAAAAAAAAAAGUCCGCAACUUGGAGAAAAAGAAGCUGAAACUUGAAGACUACAAGAGGAGGCUGACCUGGGGGGAGGAUCUUAACCAUGAUCAGAUGGCGGCGGUGGAAAAGUACGAGGAGGUGCUUCAUAACCUGGCAUUUGCACAGGAGCUGCACAAAACCCUGGAUGAAUUGACUCAGAAUUUGUUGAGAGCCCAGAGGAAGGCCGUGAGGAAGGAAAAAGUGGCAAAGGUGGAGACUGAGAGGAGGAAUCUGACCUCUGUGCUGCAGUUCCAGCACCUUCUCCACAGCAUGCAGUUGGAGCACAUCAGGACAGACCUGCUGGCUGGACGCAACCAGGCCCCCCGCAUCACAGCCCAGCAGCUGCAGAGCCUGAGUCAGCUGGCCACCCUGCUGGGAGUCAAGAGAGAUCACACACUGAGUUUAGAGGAGCAGAUGGAGCGGGCGGCUGUGGCCCACCUGAACCUGCUGGAAGGGAAAGACAAGCCGGUGGCUGGAUCCACAUAUAAGCUGUUCAAAGAAGAACUCGCUGAGCUGAUGAACUGCAAGUACUUCACUUGUCUUCCAUCUCCACCCAAUAAACCUGCAGAGGAGUUUCUGAAAGCCAACAGCCACAGCCCUAUAGCCACAUCAAACUCAAAGGAAGUUUCCAAGAAGAACUGGAAGGUGGGCUUCCAGACCAGGGAGCGGGAGCCUCCUGACUGCUGGGAUCUGGACUCAUCUGUUGGACCCAGUUCCCCCCCUGCUGCAGUUCACAGACCAUGGAGAGGAGCUGCCACCUUCAUCCCCAAAGGCUCCGUCACCACCAAGAAACAAUCUGCUGGCUGCAAACAGAGAAAACGGAGAGCCAAAGGAGUGCAACCCGCCAACUCGGCAGUUUACAUGGAUAUGCCUGUGGAGGUUUUCAACUCUACAUAUGCCUUACCCAAAGACCCUUUCCUCAGAAAACAGCACCUAGAGGACCUUGUGACAAAGAUCCAUGGCUCCUUCAGUUUUAUGCAGGACUCUCUUCUAGAGGGUGAGAUCUCUCCAAUCAAUGUCCACCAAAAACUGAAGCAGAGGUCAUCUAAAUCUCCAUCCCCUUUAGGACAUGCUGACUUAGGAAGUCCAAUUGAUGUCCUGCCAAAAGAAAUGCAUUCCACCCCACUGCCUACCAGGCUUAUUGAGCGCAGAGCCAGUAAGACUAAUGGGGAUCAGUGCUUGGAGACCAGUGCACUAAAAGUUCCUUCACUGGACUUGCCUCAUGAGCCGCGGCAGCUGGCUGAAAGCAAGGGGUUUCCUUCACCUCCGCUGUACCGCAGGGAGGCCACCAUUCCUGUCAGCCUGGAGAAGAGCUGCGCUUAUACUCCAGAGUCAAAGAAGCAUCCCCCCUGCAGCAGGGUUGAGUCGUGCACUGUCAACCUUCCUCAGGGAAGGACUUUCUCCACACCUCCCUCCAGACGAACUCUGACUUCUUCACAGUUUCAGAAUAUCCAGCAGGUCUUCAAGGUGAAUGCUACCUUUUCUCAGAAUGGAGAAUUGAAAUACAAACCAGAUUCUUCAGUUUUUGCUGAACCUAGGUACAGCACUGCCAGUACCCAAACACCAGCUGAGUUUUUCCCCCCGGAAGACGAACUACAACCAGGAGGAUCCUACAUUCCCCAGACUCAUCUAAGGGACUGUGGCCCCACCUUCUAUGCUGCGAGAGACGCUGGAUACCAUCAUGGCCAUAGAUGUGGAGGAGGGAGGCAUAACUUGAGUGCAGCCUGGAGUGACUCUUCCCAGGUCAGCACCCCAGACCGAGAGGGAGCAUUUACAAUUGUGGACUCGGGUCAGGGGGAUUCUCUGUCGGUGUCCACCAUGGAGGUCCCUCUCUCUCCCCACGGUGACCAUCAAAACCUGCUUCCGAUGCAACUCUACCCACUCUCCCAGCCAUUGAGAGUGGCCUUUAAUGCCUCUCGCACUGCCAAUUUUGCCCCAGGCAAUCUGGACCAGCCCAUUGCCUUCGACCAACUGCACAGCAACCUUGGAGAGAUGUUUGACACCCGCAUUGGCCGCUUCACCUCCCCUGUCAAUGGAACCUAUGUCUUCCUUUUCCACAUCCUGAAGCUUGCCAUCAACGUACCUCUCUAUAUUAACCUCAUGCGCAACGGAGAGGUGAUGGUUUCUGCAUACGCCAACGAUGGGGCCCCAGAUCACGAGACAGCCAGCAACCACGCUAUCCUGCCCCUCUUUCAGGGAGACCAAGUGUGGCUCCGUUUGCAUCGCGGGGCAAUCUAUGGAAGCACCUGGAAGUACAGCACCUUCUCUGGCUUCCUGCUCUACCAGGAUUCAACCUGAACAUCUAUAUUCUUCCAGUGUGAGGACCAGUUCCCUUUAAUCAUCAAUAAAAAAAUGGACAUUUCAAGAUAUUGGUCAGGCUCCAUGCCAAUGGCCUUUUUUCAGCAUGAAGCCCAUUAUGAUCAGUGCCCACAGCCAUUAUCUAUAUAUACAAUUGUGACUUGACAUAAACCAAAUAUAGUUGAUGUUCCAUGAAUGCAGUUUACUAGUAUCACAGUCGCAAGGGUGACUACCACAAUGAUAAAUCUGUGUUCUAUCACCUAUACAUUCACCAGGUCACUGAUUUCAAUCUUAUGAGUUUGUGCCUUUUUGUUUUAUGGAAGGCUUUGGACAACUUACUAGAUGGGUUUACGUAUAAUGAACUUAAUCAUUGUCUGAUUUAUCUAAUUAAUUUCUAGUUGACUCUGCUAUCUUAUGUGUUCAGUGUAACUGAAUGUGACGCUAAGGAAGAAAAUAUGAUGUUGGUGGUGGGAAUGGUGCUAAUCCAAUCAGGCUUUGGCCUAAAGAGACGUUGUGGUCCUAUUGAUGUGUAUAAAUAAAGAGGAGCAGUGCA